AUGUCGGCCGCUGCCGGGAUCGACAGAAUUUCCACAGAAGACGACCUUCCUCCUUCGUCGUACGAUGGAGUCCAUCUGCCGUGGAAGACGUUUCGUCAACAAGUGCUUGCUCAGUACCGCAUCAGAAUUCUGGACUCCCCUCCCAAGGAGAAAGUCCCUGCAACGCUGCUGGCAAUGAUCCAGUCCGAGCUACCCAACGUUGCCAAAUAUGAAGCACAGAAGGAGCAAUUCCGCGGCCAGGUCGAAAAGGGGAGGGGGUUUGGACCUUCACCACUCUUUCCUCCGAACUUGUUACCUCCUAUUGACAACGAACCUCGACUUGCUCGGUGCAUGGUGCCUUCUUUCAGCCGUGAAGCCCUUCCCGAGCGCGCCAUCAAUCAAAUGGGUCCGCUCUAUGAAUUGAGCAUCCCACGUAGCGGCCUUGGAUGCGGAUUUGCUGGCUCUGCGUUCACUGCCGCAGAGCUAGCCCUCCUGCCCUCUUGGCUGGUAACAACCGGUACCAUCGUCCAUUUCGACACAGGCUACAUCUCGCCUGGUGCGGCACUCUAUUGUCCCUUUCUGAUCUUCGAGCGUACAUUGGGCGACAAAGAACAUCGUCUCGAAGCGGCCAACAAUCAAUGCGCCAUCGGCGGCGCUUGGUGCAUUCGAGCGCUUCAGAUGCUCUACGCCAAAGCAUGGAAGGGAGAUAUGGUGCCUGAAUUGCCCAUCGCCUUCUCGUGCUCUAUCGACAACACGAUUGCGGUCCUUAACGUGCAUUGGAUCGACCACGGGCAGGUGUAUUGCAUGUCUCCUCUGUGCAAGUUUGAUCUCUGCAAAGACGAACACUUCAGCAGCUUCCUCAUCUGGAUUGACUCCAUCGGUAAAUGGGGUGUGGAACAUCUGCUCCCUAUUGUCAAAGCCGCACUAGAACGUCUCCAGGCAAAGACAGAGACUAGCGAUUCCACUCCGCAGGCCACCAGGCUCACUCUUGAUACCGGUGCCUGUCCCAAUGACGUGCUCAUCAAAUCCUUGAAGACCACAUUCGAAAACAUCCCCUGGCGAUUUGAAGAUGACGAAUUCACCCCUGUCAGCAGCAGCACCGCCAGCUGGGGCAGCCCGAUGCUGACUGACCUCAAUUUUGGCACCCUGAACUAUCCGAUCGUGCCGUCUCGUUCUCGCAACCGUACCCCAGUAUCCGCCAUCCAGAGGAAACAAUAUCUUUCACAAUUGGGCCACCAACAAACACCCCCACCCGCAUAUGGACAGAGCCCUGAGCUCGUCUGGCAAAAGCGAUUUGACCACGCCAUGGACGAAAUCCGCGAUUUGCAGCGGGAAAUCCAAGCCCUCAGAGGCGAUAUUAGUGAUUCGAACAUGUCUUUCCAGGGCGAUCUGUCUGGUCUCAAGUCGACCAUGGCGUCCGUGCUGCGCAAGGAAACCUUUUCUCUGCGCAGUAGAUCGCUCUCUCUAGGUCUGCAGGAGACCUGGUCGAUGCAAAGGGCUCCACAAAGUCCACUCGCCAACGAAAUCCUGCCAGAGUACAGAAUUAACAAGACUCCUCGUCUUCUACAGGAAAGGGUAAUUGGCGUUCCUACCACUCCAAAGAUUCUCGCUCCAGGCUUCCAAGAAGCUCAAGGAGAGCCCCCACUCUCACCGGGUCUGCCUUCUCCUGGUCUGCCGUCCCCGGGUAUGCCCUCGCCCACCUUCUCGAUGUACAGCGAGACCACCAAUAUCGUCACCAUCCCGCCGGCGCCGCCAAAGCCUGCAUCCUUGUGCAAAUUCGCCACUCUCAUGGUCUCGGGGCAUAUGGCUAGCAUGCUCAUCCCCAACGUCCUCCUGCGGAUCUUCGUCUUGGGCUGUAUCACCGACGUGUGCAUUCUGGCCUUUGCGAGCCCCCAUCUGCCCAGCUCGGCAGAAUAUCUCCUGUCGUUCUUGAGAUCGCGCUGA
Fonsecaea erecta is the source of this 1923-nucleotide messenger RNA. RefSeq lists its product as hypothetical. NCBI's taxonomy places the organism in Eukaryota, Fungi, Ascomycota, Eurotiomycetes, Chaetothyriales, Herpotrichiellaceae. The record is from RefSeq and is a predicted model, not a curated record. The transcript has a single exon. The coding region runs from base 1 to 1923 and encodes 640 amino acids.